This is a messenger RNA of Doryrhamphus excisus (bluestripe pipefish), 1558 nucleotides long. It is a transcript of the gene cdca3, whose product is annotated as cell division cycle associated 3. NCBI's taxonomy places the organism in Eukaryota, Metazoa, Chordata, Actinopteri, Syngnathiformes, Syngnathidae. The record is from RefSeq and is a predicted model, not a curated record.
AAAAAGCGUGGCCUCUCCCGAGCCAUUUAAAAGUAUCAAGAGUCCUGUGUUUAUUUCAAAUGUGAAGUUUGUACGAAGGUUUUAAAGUCGCUUUAAACUCCACUCGUCCUCUCGACUGUCGACUCCUUUUUAAGGUUCGGAGAAAUAAUACAAACACAAAGUAGGAACUAUGGGAUCCAGUGAGAGCAAGAUGACCGUGUGCGCUGCGGACAAACCUGAAGCACCCAUCAAAAACACCCAGGUUGCCCAUUUGGUGGAUCCACGUUCUCCAUCUGUGGCUAUUGAUCGCACUCCCAUUCAGGUCGGUGGGCUCAAGGUGACAAAUGAACAGUGUCCUUUGGGUUUGAGUGACCCUCGCUCUCCCACUGUGGGCAUUAUUCGCACGCCCGUGAGAGAAGUCAUGAGAGCCAAGGUGGGCUCCUUCGCUCGUCGCCUGGGCAUGCUCUUCCACAUGGAGGCUGAAGGCAAAAUCCCCCAACACGGUUCCAGCAACACUGUCCAGGAAGAGAAGGAAGUCCACAAGAGCCAGGAGCUGGAUUCCACCAAGCCUCUUCUCAGUCCGCCAAGACCACGCACCUUUGGUUCCUUGGCGGAGCAUGCCAACUUCCUUGCCACGCCCACUCACAACAUGGGCGCCUCGAGCCCCUUUGUUCUACUGGAGGAGCCCCAAGUGGAGGUGGAGAUCGAAGCCGAUGUGAGCCUGGAGGAGGCGGAGGAAGCCCGGGAGUCUCCACUGCACAAGAGGCUCAGCAUGAGUCUCAUCGCCUACCACGAGGGCGCCACUGCCUCCCAGGUCUUUGCCGAGGUGCACCACGAGACCUCCACUUCGUCGCAUCACGUGGAAGAGUCUGUCACUCAGGGGGUGGACCACCUCUACGCCCUCCCUACUGUCACAUUUGACGACUCCCCAGACUUCGGAACUCCUGCGGAACACGCCGAGGAAUCUCCCGAGGCACCUAGCCUCGAGCCAAAGCACCAGCAACCUUCUGUGGGUGUCCACCGACUCACCUUUGACCCCAGGAGCCCAAGUCAGCUGGUGUUCAAACCUCAGUGGCUGGGCAAAGGGUUUGGGGCCACGGGGCUGAGAGCCAGAACGGUGCAGAGCGGGAAAGGAGGAUCCUCUCCUCUCGCCGUGUCGGUCUCUGUGAAGAAUGUCAACAAUGAAAACAAGGGACACUCUGGAAAACCAAAGCAGAAAGGUACAGAGGGCCGCUCCCCACUGCAGAUCCUCAAAGAGACCAACUCUCCAAGAGGGCGUCCUCAGAUGAAGCUGAAGGUUUCGUCCACUCCAGAGAAGCUGCGGCCCGCACAGAUUGACCGCAGAGUUCUAGCCGUGUCUCUGGACAAAGAGAAUCGAUGAUACCCACAUUAUUUGUACAGCUUUGUAAGAUCCCUCCAUUUUUUUUUUUUUUUUAAAUCUCAAAAUUUUUAUAUGUAGUUUCUAAGGAACUGACUUUUUUUCCCUGUUUGCUUUUACUGUCAAAUUGCAAUGCAACUUUCUUUACCUUGUUUUGUCCUUCUGUAAAUAUAAAUAAACGUGUUUGUUAACUAAAAGAAA